Molecule: messenger RNA, 5324 nt
Organism: Gambusia affinis (western mosquitofish)
Lineage: Eukaryota; Metazoa; Chordata; Actinopteri; Cyprinodontiformes; Poeciliidae
Gene: cipcb
Product: CLOCK-interacting pacemaker b
Exons: 4
Coding region: 415-1545 (376 amino acids)
Biological process (GO): negative regulation of DNA-templated transcription; negative regulation of circadian rhythm
Cellular component (GO): nucleus
Source: RefSeq, a predicted model, not a curated record
UCAUCCCGUUUUGGGUUUAAAUAACAAAAAAGGUGGAUUAUAGAAGUGGAAACAAUUUACUAUUAUUAACACAUUUUUUGUUUUGAAGCAAACAGGACAGUUAGAGAGCGUCUGCCGUCGACUGUCGCCACCGUGCUCCGCAUGUGAGCUAGAGGACGGGGGAGGAGCGCUGGGUCCCGUGUACAGCACCGUGGAACAGCCCCGUCCAGACUGAAGCUGGGCGGUUGCAGUUAACCACCGUACUGAGGAAGACUAAAAGGGUCAGCCGUUACUUCAACCCGAAUAAAGGUUCCUUAUUUUGUGUUUUUCAUACCGCCUCUUUGGAAGAACAUCUCAACUAAAACUUUCGCAUUUGAUAUGCCGAACUAGUUUUGUGGGAGCUUGUGGACGAGAGGACAGCGAAGAAGGACGAGGAUGAUGAGCACCAAGAGGAAGGCAGAGAGUCUCCGACCUUGCAUCAUGAAGUGCGGAGGCUCCCAGGUGGACUCGGAAAGAGACUCUGGAUUCUCAGACGCCAGCUCAGAACACCAGAGCACCAUGGACACCACAGACUCUGAGGAUUCUCCUCAGCCCAGAGGGCAGAAAGGGGCGACGGGUGCCGGUUCAGGUCCAAAGCCCUCCCAGCUGGCUGUGGUUGGAGGUUCCUACUCCGGACUCUCGCCUAUGAUCAUAAUGAACAACGUUGUGCUCAAGCAGCCUGUGGAGAACCCGCCCUCUCUGAAGCCGUGGGGCUUCAGGCCCGCUGUGGAAGUGGUGCAGCCCGUGGUGCCGCAGCCGCAGGUGGUCUUUCUGCAGCCGGUGGUCUCCCGUCAAGCCUCGCCAUCCUCCAAGAAGACCACCUCCAAGCACAGACGCUCCAAAAAGUAUCUUCCCAUCUUAAAAUCCUACCCUAAGAUCGCCCCUCAUCCUGGGGACAGCUCUGCUUCCUCAGGAAGAGGAACCGCUUCUUCUUCUUCUUCUUCCUCCUCCUCCACCACCUCUUCUACAUCGGGGUCAGAGAAAUGUAGCUUGUUGACCUCCAACCUUUGGGAACAAUGUUCGAGAGAGAAGACGCAGAGAUCUCUGUGUAGCAGCACCAGCAACUCCGGAGCGGCUUCCCCCAGUCUUCCUGGUACUCCCAGAACCAUGUCCCCGCUGCUCCAGAACAGACUCUCCCUCCCCGCAGCAGAAGCCAGCAGCGGCGCCAAGCCCGCCACAGAGAGGCCUUCGCUGGCGGCCGACGCCCUGGCCUUCGGUCACUCCGAGAACCAGGCGCUCACGCUGGACAGCAUCUCCUCUAUGGAGUGCAACGCAAGCGACGGCAACCCGGACACCAAGAGGAAGCGCUUCUGCAACACGUACAACAUCCUGAGCAAGUCGGGCCUGCUGGACAUCACGCUCCGCACCAAGGAGCUGCUCCGGCAGAACCAAAGCACGCAGAGCGAGCUGGACCGGCUGAAGAAGCACACGGAGCUGUUCCUCCAGGCGCUGCAGAGUGGGGACACCAGCGUCUGCAUGAAGCUGCUCUCCAGUCUCCAGGAGGAGGACAGAGCUGCUCAGCUGUGAGCCGAUAGACUCAGAGGAAGACCAGGAAGUGCGGGGGAGAGGAGGGUGUGUGGCGCGGCGAGGCAGAUGGGCUGAAAGUAAUGAGCUCUGCAUUAGCGCCCCCUCCCCCAGACGCACAGACAGACAACACACUGUGGCCUACAUUUCAGCAGUCAUUUGCCUUCGGGUCGCUUCCUGAUGCACCAAACUAACCUAAAAAUCAUCAAAGCACUUGUUCGCUUGCACUCUACUUGUACAAUGUUCCGUAACACUGGAGCUGGAUCCUGCAAAUUUCCUUCACUAAUGCAUCUGAGGAACAGAUUCAGUCCAAAGUCUUCUUGCAAUGCACAAAAAGAAUUUCUAAUAUAUUUGGUUAAUUAAAGCAUCAACAAACAUUAAUUACUACAAACUCCAAAACGCAACUUUCUAGAAGCUUUUUAUCUAACCAGGCUGUAAAAGGAUUCAUUGCGACUCUGUGCUAAUAAACUGGGUUGUGAUAAUUAGGCAUGCACAGAUCCACGUUUUUCACUUCAGAUACAGAAAUGAUGCCGAUCUGAUACAGAAAAACAGCUGAAUUGACUUAAAACUUUUCUUUUAAAAAAAAAAAAAAAACCACAGACAUGAAUCUACUGAAUUACAAAUGUAUUAAAUAACUGUACCAGCACAGCACACAUAAAUACACCAAUAGCUUCAUAAUCUUGGUCAAACAUGUAAAAACAACUUUUUUCAGAAAGUGCAAUUAGGAAUGCUAAAUAUAGUGUGAAAUAAAGCACAAAGCGUAGAAUUAGACUGGAUAGAUCUACCCUUAUGAAUUGGACACAUUUUCAUUGAUUUCUUUUCCAUAUCGGAUCAAUACAAAUAUUAAUAUCGGAUCGGUUCAUCUCUAGUGUGUAUAGAUUAUGCCCCCUGCUGCUAAGUUGUGCCUCCUCCUGCAGAGAUGGUCACAAAUGCAUUUGUUUUGUUUUUUUAUUUAAGCUUAACAUUUUUGAAAGAUUAACAAACUUUUACAGCUGUAAUCACUUUAAUCUGAAUGCCAGAAUAUAGAUGCUGGAAGAUAUUCCAACUUUUACGAGUUUAAAUCUCUGUUUAAAAAGGCUUUGAAAAGAGAUCUGCUUGGUCUUUGUCUCCAUGGAUACGCUUAAAGAGGAGGUACACGCUUCCAAUGAUAAAAUUUCUCCACAUGUCACUGGAUUUUAUCAGUAUAUUUCAGUUAGCAUUCUGUAAAACACUUCAAUGUCGAGCCCAAGUUGAAUGUUGUUUCCAAUCAAAACUACAGAAGUUGACUGAAAAUAUGAACUCGAAGGAGCAAAAACUGAGAUGACAGAGUAAAAAUUCUGGCGAUGUUCAGCUAGUAUGAAACGAUUAGCGAAAUCUGCAGUGAGAGAAAAAACUAACGCAGAAACACAAAUUUAGAGGCCAACAAAAAAAAAAGAGAACUUCAUCCUAAUGUUUCGCCUGAUUUUCUGAUAACAGGCCUUCUUGUUACAUUAUCUCUCAUUCAUUCGACUUUCUAAACAUUCUUUCACAGGUGUGUUUAACUGACUCCAGGUUUGGACAUGUGGAAAAUAUUAAGAGCAUUUUUGCCUGUUUGUAGCAUAAAACAGCCAAACGUGCAUGAAGUGUACUUAUCCUCUGCUCGUCACGAGGUUCUGUCCUAGCUGUUUUAUGUUUAGUGUUUUUGUGUUGUGAUCUCAUCAGGUUGGCAGAUGCUCCUGCUCAAAUUGACUGGAGAAACAAAAAAAAAGCGUUUAACGACCAGUUAGAUUCCUCUGUGAUGACGGUUCACUGUCUUGGAGUUGAAACGUGUUUAUUGGUCACUUCUGAACGGGUCUGUACUCUUUUCGUCAGCUUUAUUGUUUUUAAAUAUUCAGAAUAGUGUAAAGUAAGGUGACUGUGUCUGUUUUUAUGUUGUCUCUUUUCUUUUUGCAUAUUUUUUUUAAAGUGUGUAUUUAAAUGUAUUUUUGUUCUAAAUGGCAGAAGUAUCAGGGCAGCUACUGAUGGAAGCCAGUAGUUUUCAACCUCUUCAAUCCAUAUAUAUAUAUAUAUAUAUAUUUUUUUUUUUUUUUUACUCUAAAUUUAAAGUUGUUUUUAAUAGAUCAUGGCCUUAAAAUUUUAAUUAUGUGUAAGUUGAAGAAGAAAUUUGCACUAAAAUCUAAGAAAAGCUUUGAAGCAAUUUGUGGCAGAAUUAAAUGGCAGCUGUGGCGCUGUAGCUUAUUUAAGACGAACAUCGUUUUUUUACUUUUUUAUUUUUACACUAGGUGCAUUACCAGACAUUACAGCUGCACCGCCUGAACGGUGUGGUGAUUUUUAUUUUAUUUAUCUAACUGUAGUCAACUCGUAGCUCUUUGAUAUUUGUUGCUUAUACUGAGAUAAAGUGGUCCAUAUUUAAGAUCACACGUAAAAUGAGUUUUGUAAUAUUUCCAUCUAACCUGCUGUAAAUAGGAAAAUGUUGUUUAAAAGGUAUGCAAUGGAGAAUGUCAGACAAUAUUUCUUCAGAGCUCGAAAGUCGUCUUUGUUUGUAAAUUACACAUUUUAUCCCAUUUUAAUGACUCUUUGCUUUAAUAGACACGUCAACUACUCUGUUCUCCACACUGUCAUUUAAUAUAUGAGGCACAGUUCACACUAUUAAAUAUUUUUAUAAUAUAAAGUGGAUGUUUUGUGGCUGCUUCACAAAAUUGAUUCAGCGUGAGCAAAGAGGAGCUUUGUGUAAAAGAUAUUAGAGGUCAUCAUCUCUCCUCCCAUUGUUUUUCGCUGCGCUGCACCAUUUCCACUAUCAGCAGACCAGCUUUAUGCUGUACAGUCUUCAACGUUUUACCGUCUGUCCCAAUAUUAUAUCCGUCGAUCUGAAUUGAUCUCUACAUGUUGAUCGAUAUCCGGAAAACCUCACGAGUUGAAAGGUUUUCACCUUCUGACACAAAGACUCACCAAAACAAACCUUUUUGUUUUUCUCUCUGAUACUAUUUACUUGUCUGGUAUUUGUCUACAAACAGUCUUGCAGGCGCUGGCUGACUUUUGACUUUGCUGCUCUAAAAGGCCACAGCUUAGAUUGUUUUCCCCCCUCUAAACUAAAUCAAAUUUCUCAUUUGUCAUUUAUUCUCUUUAAAGCCUUAAGAUGUCCAGGGUAGCGAAGUGAAGCUUUUCAUUUUGUGAAAACAUAAAACGGUUUCACUAUUUCAGCUUAUCUGAAAUGGUUCAUUUGUAGAAUGUCUCUGAGACGGAGAUUAAUAAUCUAUGAUUUAAUUUACAUUAUAUAGUUUGAUGGGCUUUAGCUGACUCAAAAUUUAAUGAAUUUAAUGAAUAACACUAGUAGUCAAAAGAUCAUUGUAGUCAUUGUGAAGUGGCCAUAUUUGGUCAUGAGAAUUUGCGAUGUCAGCUUCCAAAAUGUUGAUUGAAACAGAAUAGUUUUCAUGUACAAUGGGAUACUUUUGAAAUAAGCUUGAAAAUUGGCAGCUUUAAAUUCUCUUGUCUGUGUAUUUUUUAAAUGUUAAGAAUUGGGAUUGUUUAUUAAAAUGCACGAAUGGCAAUAUAGAUAUUGCAAGCUAACAUUUUUUAAAGGUGUGAUAAAUUUAAAUGAGUUAAUUUAAUCGAGUCAUUCUGACUUGCAAGCAAUAAGUUCUCGUUUUCUAACAUUUGUGGUUGGUGAACAUAGAAAACUGACUAAAUCAUAACUUUGUAUGGGCUUUAAUGUGAACUCACUUCAAUAAGACUGAGUUAUGGUUUGGGUUAAUAUCCUGUUUUGUUUUGUAUGUUUACAUUUUGGUUGUAAUUGCCUGUGUAAUAAAUAUUAUUUUGAAAAAAUA